Molecule: messenger RNA, 1360 nt
Organism: Cuscuta campestris
Lineage: Eukaryota; Viridiplantae; Streptophyta; Magnoliopsida; Solanales; Convolvulaceae
Source: the annotation of a GenBank genome assembly
AAAGAAACGGAGAAACCGCCAAGAAAUUCGAAACCGAGAGAUUCGAAAUGACUAACGGCGGAUUUGAUGGAACACAACUUAAGUCGCUCAAAUAAUCAGUAAUUUGUUCGUAAUGUUAUUUUUUAUGGAUUCUCUCUCUUUCUCUCUCCCUCCGAUCUGAUUGCCCGCUUUCAGGUUUACUGGAGAGGGUGUGUGUAUGAGCGGUAUUUUUUUCAUAUUUAAUGAAAUACGAAUAGAUUAUCAAGAAAAGUUGGGACCUUUAAGGUGUAUGGGAGUGUAAGCAGGGAAUAGUUGAGAGGAAGGCGUUUUUGGCUGAGAAAACACGAUGUCUCCUAGAGAUAGUAACCAAUCGAGAGCUCAAAAACAGAAGAGGCGGACAAGGAGUUCGAAAGCCAAGUAUCUUAAACCAGGUGCCCUGGAUCUGAUUCGGUAUAGAAAGGUGUCGGCUGCCAAGUCUUGUACAGAUCUUGGGAAGAAAAGGAUAGCUGUGAUGGAUGCAGAUGAGCCGAGUGUUGAUGCCGGGCUUCAGAAUAAGGUUAUUGUUAGAACCCCAUCUGUUUUAUCUCCCGUGAAGGUUAGAUUUGGUUCUGUUUGCACCCCAUUUAAUGUGUCAAAGGUGCAUAGUUUGCAAAAGACUCCGAGGACGCCUGGUGCGGAAGUGUUUGAGUCAGAGUCUUGGCUUGAAUCGCUUCCCAUGGAUUUACUGGUGAAAAUACUUUGUCACCUCCACCAUGACCAACUCAAACCCGUCUUCCAUGUCUCCCAGAAGAUCAGAAAGGCUGUAAUUCAAGCUAGACAAUUCCAUUUUAAUUAUACUACUCCAGAUCGAACUCGACAAGAGAUGUUGAGGAUCAUGACACCACUUCCUACAGACCACUGGCCUUUUCUAAGCAAGGAGAAUGGGAAAGAUAUGUUACCCCCGAGCCCACACACCCCAAAAGCCCCAAGGCAAGGUCCUCGCCCCCCUUCACGUUUCAAGAAAACCGAAAUCCGCCAAGUUGCAGCUGUCCUCUUUCAAGAAUCUACAUUUCCUUCAAGAUGCUUAGUACCAUCUGUUAUGUCAAAGCCUUCGUGCAAGUCAUUGGGUUCCAAUAGGGUUCUCUUCUACGAAGACGAGCUCUGCCAGGCCGUGGCACAGAACAAACUUCUUUGAUUGCCAUUUUUAGCCUCUUUCGAACAUAGCUCCUUUGUUUUUUCGUGUGUGCCUGCGUGUUGUGUGUGUACAUAUAUAUGGUAGCAGUGUGGAUGGGGUGCAUUUUUGUCAUUUUUACAGGAGCCCUUGUUUGGAGUUGUGGUGAUUGAUAGAUUAUGUUAGGGUUAGAGAUGAAAAGUCUGAACCUAAUAAUACGUUUAGUACGUU